Molecule: messenger RNA, 3461 nt
Organism: Motacilla alba alba
Lineage: Eukaryota; Metazoa; Chordata; Aves; Passeriformes; Motacillidae
Product: protocadherin gamma-A2-like
Exons: 1
Coding region: 957-3461 (834 amino acids)
Biological process (GO): homophilic cell-cell adhesion
Cellular component (GO): plasma membrane
Molecular function (GO): calcium ion binding
Source: RefSeq, a predicted model, not a curated record
GAAUUGAUGCUUAGUGCUGGCAUUAUUAUUUUUCUUUUAUGAAAUUUUCAUGUUCUCUUCGGGAGAGGGAAGUUAUUGGUCUUUCCUCCCUGCUGAAGGAGGAAAAUGCAGGUCAUGUUUUAAGAUAAAGUGUCUGCAAGGAUUGUGGCCCAGAGAGACCGGUGAAUUAUCCCAGGCAUUCGUUUUAAUCUGCAGUUGUUUGGUGGGGUUUUUUUGUUUGGAUUCGCUGAAACCAGCGGAGUGGGAUAGAAACGAAGUACUUAAAGCAAUACGUGUCAAUUGCUUAAGGCAGAUACGUGUUAAUGAGUCUAACAGCUGUGGAUCUCCGGGGGACGGUCUGAAUAUCACUUUUCCUCCUUCAGAGCCCGUUUCUCUGUUGAAUUCAAUGAUGAUUGCUACAAAAAUUCGUAAUGGAGAUUGUACUUUUGGGGUAGUAAGAUAAGAUUCAUAAUAAUAGGCGCGUCGAAUUAUGAGAAUUUUUUUCACUUAAGAUAUAUGCACGUUAGUAAGUGACUUUUCCCGAGCGGUAGCAAAAGCAUAACGACAGGGAAACUCUGUAUUUCUCCCCGUGAAGAUCAGCUAAGGGUCGGGAAUCGGCUGGAGAAAAGGCGAAGCAGGGUGGACGUCUCCGUGGCGAGUGUCCCCUCCCCGCGAGCUGCCCGUGGGGGAGGAAGAACCAAAGCGCCGGGCAGCGCUCGGUGCCUGCAGUGCCGGGAGGAGGCUGCGGGCGCCGCUGUUGACCGAGAGGAGCGAGAGGGAGCUCGGAGCGCCGCAGCCCCGCCCGCUGCGGAGCGGCUCGAUCUCUCCAUUGCUGGAUUCCUAGCUCGGCGGCCGAGCGGUCUGCGGUCGUCCCGGUAGCUCGGAACCGACCUGCAGAGAAGGGGAGACAACGGCGGCAGAGCCUGAAAGCGUGAGGGUCAUCCGUGACCGGCGGUGGAAAGUAGCCGGCGGCGGCGAUGUGCGCGGCGGGGAGGCGCUGGGGCCGGCGGCAGCGAACUCUGCUCUGGGCCGUGCUGCUGAUGGUGGCGUGGGAGGCGGCGUGGGGGCAGCUGCGCUACUCGGUGCCCGAGGAGAUGCCCAAGGGCUCCUUCGUGGGCGACGUGGCCAAGGACCUGGGGCUGCAGCUGCCGGAGAUCAGCGACCGUGGAGUGCGCAUCCUGAACAAAGGUAGGACGCAGUAUUUCAGUCUGCACGGGAAGACGGGACAUUUAGUGACGGCGGAGAGGAUCGACAGAGAGCAGCUGUGCGAGGACGUGCAGCAAUGCGUGCUGCGCUGUGAGCUGAUAGUGGAGGGGGAAAUGCAGGUUUACGGCAUCGAAGUGGAAAUCACGGACAUUAACGACAACUCCCCCAGCUUUCUAGAGGCAGAAACAGAGCUGAGAAUGAGCGAGACGACAGCCCCGAGGUCACGGUUUCCCCUUGCCAGGGCUCACGAUCCGGACUCGGGCCGCAAUUCCCUGCAGAGCUACGAGCUGAGCAGUGACGAGCACUUCUCGCUGGCCGUGCAGGCGGGCCCCGGCGGCGAUCAGCGUCCCGAGCUGGUGCUGGCGAAGGCGCUGGACCGGGAGGAGGCGGCGUUUCACGAGCUGGUGCUGCGGGCGACGGACGGCGGCGAUCCGGCCCGGAUGGGCACGGCUCGGAUCCGCGUGACCGUGCUGGACGCGAACGACAACGCGCCGGUGUUCAGCCAGGCGGAGUACACGGUGCGUGUGCCCGAGGACGUGCCCGUGGGCUCCAUCCUCGUCACCGUCACGGCCACCGACGCAGACGAAGGGCUGAACGGACAAGUAAAAUAUUCCUAUCAAAUGGUUUCUGUGAAAGCAUCAAAGAUAUUCCAUCUGGACGCUGAAACGGGAGCGAUCACGUUGAUGCGUAAUUUAGACUUCGAGGAAGGUACCGCCUACGAACUGGAGAUACAGGUUCGAGACGGCGGGGACAUUUCCCUUUCCGACAUAACGAAAGUCGUGAUCACUGUGACAGACGUCAACGACAACGCACCCGAGAUUUCCGUGAGGUCGGCUCUUAACGAAAUAUCGGAGGACGCCCAGCCGGGAACUGUUGUGGCGCUACUGCACGUGCAGGACCGGGACUCGGGGACGAACGGGGAGGUGCGCUGCUCGAUCGAGGAGGACAUCCCGUUCCGGCUGGAGAAGUCUUUUGAGGAUUACUUCCGCGUGGUGACGGCGGGAGAGCUGGACCGGGAGCAGGUGUCGGAGUACAACGUGACGGUGCGGGCGGCCGACGGCGGGCGGCCGGCGCUGCAGAGCAGCGCGGUGCUGGCGCUGCGGGUGCUGGACGUGAACGACAACGCGCCGGUGUUCGCGGAGGAGCGCUACAGCGCGCGGCUGGCGGAGAACAACGCGGCGGGCGCGCUGGUGCUGACGGUGCGCGCCACGGACGCGGACUGGGGGCAGAACGCGCGCGUGCGCUACCGGCUGGCGGAGGGGCGGGUGCGGGGCGCGCCGCUGUCGUCGUACGUGUCGGUGCAGGCGGAGACGGGCGCGCUGUACGCGCUGCGCUCCUUGGACUACGAGCAGCUGCGCGAGCUGCAGCUGUGGGUGCGUGCGGAGGACGGCGGCGCGCCGGCGCUCGGCAGCAACGUGUCGGUGCGGCUGGAGGUGCUGGACGAGAACGACAACGCGCCGCAGGUGCUGUACCCGCCGGCGGCCGCGGCGCUGGGCUCGGGCGCCGCGUGGUCGGGCGUGGAGCUGGCGCCGCGGCGCUCGGAGGCCGGCGCGCUGGUGGCCAAGGUGGUGGCGGUGGACGCGGACGCGGGGCAGAACGCGUGGCUGUCCUACGAGCUGGCCAAGGCCACGGAGCCGGGGCUGUUCCGCGUGGGGCUGCACAGCGGCGAGGUGCGCACGGCGCGCUCGCCGCUGGCCCGCGACGCGGCGCGCCACAGCCUGGUGGUGCUGGUGCGGGACCACGGGCGGCCGGCGCUGUCGGCCACGGCCACGCUGAGCGUGGUGCUGGCCGAGAGCGUGGCCGAGCUGCUGGCCGAGCUGGGCAGCGCGGCCGACGAGGCGGCGGCGCCGGGCGAGCCGGCCGCCAGCCUGACGCGCUGGCUCGUGCUGGCCGUGGCCGCCGUGUCGUGCCUCUUCGUGGCCUUCCUGCUGCUGCUGCUGGCGCUGCGCCUGCGCCGCUGCCACCGCCGCCAGCUGCUGCCGCCGGACGGCGGCGCCUUGCGCGGCGUGCCCGUGUCGCACUUCGUGGGCAUCGACGGCGUGCGCGCCUUCCUGCAGUCCUACUCGCACGACGUGUCGCUCACGGCCGACUCGCGCAAGAGCCAGCUGCGCCUCUCGGCCGCCGCCUGCUGCGACACCCUCCCGGCCCGGCCGCCGCCCGACGAGCCCGCGCCGCUGCUCGGGGACGAGGAUCUUGCCGGCGCCCUGCCCUCGGAUCCCGCCCCUCCCUCGGUGAGUUUCUUCGGUGCAGAUUUUCUCCACCACGCUUUCUUCUGA